Calliphora vicina (urban bluebottle blowfly) is the source of this 821-nucleotide messenger RNA. RefSeq names its product Signal peptidase complex subunit Spase25 (gene Spase25). Gene Ontology annotation, cellular component: signal peptidase complex; membrane. The transcript is spliced from 2 exons. Gene Ontology annotation, biological process: protein targeting to ER. NCBI's taxonomy places the organism in Eukaryota, Metazoa, Arthropoda, Insecta, Diptera, Calliphoridae. The record is from RefSeq and is a predicted model, not a curated record. The coding region runs from base 121 to 699 and encodes 192 amino acids.
CUCUAUGCGGCUUUUAAUCUAAAAAACAACUGUGUGUCGCGUUGUCACUUUUUUUGUAGCACAAACAAAAAAAAAAUUCUGCAUUUUCUUAAUAAAUUUUAUUGAAUUUUACUUUUAAAUAUGUCUAAAAAUAAUGAAAAACAACAAAUGGAAGAAGUUGAAGUAAAAGUAAACAAAUGGGAUGCCACAGCCGUCAAGCAUGCCUUAGAUGAUGCCGUUAAGAAUGCCUUAUUCGCCACCAGACCACAAUUGAAGGAACAGUUUGGUUUAAUCAAUACCCGCCUGGUUCUCUGCACUUUGGCUGUGGGAGUAGCAAUUUUGGCCCAUGGCUGGGAUUUCACACAUCCAUUCCCUGAAUCGAAACCAGUACUAAUGUUCUGCGUUGUCGCCUACUUUGUAUUAAUGGGCAUUUUAACUUUACACACCACAUUCCGUGAAAAGGGCACCUUUGCGGUGGCCGUUGAAAAGUCUUCGAAUGGCAGUCAAAAAAUCUGGGAAGCCAGUUCAGAUAUGAAGAAAUAUGAUGACAAAUAUACCUUGGUGCUUUCCGUAAAAGACACAAAAUCUCUGAGAGAGGCUACUAGUGUUAAAUCUUGUGCUAAUUUUGUGGAUGCUAAUGGUAUUAUUGUUGAUAAAUUGGUUGCCAAUGAGGUGAAUCGUUUGUAUAACUCCUUAUCGGCCGAGAAGAAAGAAAAAUAGCUCGUUGUUGCUGAAAGCGAGGAAUCUUUAUUAGAGGAAAGUAAACAGGAGGGCAAAUUCGAAGAUAAUGCUAUUCCAACUGAAUGUGUUUAAGUUAAUAAAUAAAAAUCUUUUAAAACUUA